Messenger RNA from Calypte anna (Anna's hummingbird), 3312 nucleotides. RefSeq names its product EARP complex and GARP complex interacting protein 1 (gene EIPR1). The transcript has 9 exons. Bases 105 to 1268 code for a protein of 387 amino acids. Gene Ontology annotation, molecular function: protein binding. NCBI's taxonomy places the organism in Eukaryota, Metazoa, Chordata, Aves, Apodiformes, Trochilidae. The record is from RefSeq and is a predicted model, not a curated record. Gene Ontology annotation, biological process: protein ubiquitination.
AGUGCGCAUGAGUGAAGGCACAUCCCGGAAGCGGUCAGCAACGGGAACUACCGAGGGACAGAAAAGCUGGCGGGAGCGGGGUGUGCCUGGGCUGUGAGGCCACGAUGGAGGACGACGCGCCGGUGAUUUACGGGCUGGAGUUCCAGGCACGAGCUUUAACACCUCAGACAGCAGAAACGGAUGCAAUAAGAUUUUUGGUUGGGACUCAGUCUCUUAGAUAUGAUAAUCAGAUACACAUCAUAGACUUUGAUGAUGAAAAUAACAUUAUAAACAAAAAUGUUCUCCUUCAUCAAGUGGGUGAAAUUUGGCACAUUAGUACCAGUCCUGCAGAUAAAGGUGUACUAGCGACCUGCUAUAAUAAAACUUCAGACAGUAAAGUCAUGACAUGUGCUGCUGUUUGGAGGAUGCCGAAGGAAUUGGAAUCAGGCAGUCAUGAAUCCCCUGAUGAUUCAUCAAGCAACGCUCAAACCCUGGAGCUACUCUGUCACCUUGACAACACAGCCCAUGGCAAUAUGGCCUGUGUUAUGUGGGAACCAAUGGGAGACGGUAAAAAGAUUAUUUCCCUGGCUGAUAAUAACAUCUUGUUGUGGGAUUUGCAGGAAAGUUCAAACAAAGCUGUGCUUUCUAGUUCUACAACCUUGGAAGGGAAAGGGCAGUUAAAAUUUACUUCUGGAAGAUGGAGUCCACACCACAACUGUACACAGAUUGCAACAGCCAAUGAUACCACUGUUCGAGGAUGGGACACACGAAGCAUGAGACAGAUAUAUUGCAUAGAAAAUGCACAUGGACAGCUGGUACGAGACCUAGACUUUAAUCCCAAUAAACAGUACUACCUGGCUAGCUGUGGAGAUGACUGCAAGGUGAAAUUCUGGGACACAAGAAAUGUCACUGAACCAGUGAAGACACUAGAGGAGCAUUCCCACUGGGUCUGGAAUGUCAGAUACAAUCAUUCUCAUGAUCAGCUGAUCCUCACAGGAAGCAGUGAUAGCAGAGUUAUCCUAUCUAAUAUGGUAUCAAUUUCCUCUGAACCGUUUGGGCAUAUGGUAGAUGAUGAAGAACUAAGUGACCAGGAGGACCAGCAUCAAGAAGAGAAGAUUAAAGAACCCCUUCAGGACAGUGUAAUAGCUACCUAUGAAGAACAUGAAGAUAGUGUAUAUGCAGUUGAAUGGUCCUCAGCUGACCCAUGGCUAUUUGCCUCUUUAAGUUAUGAUGGGAGACUUGUUAUUAACAGGGUUCCUAGAGCUCUUAAAUAUCACAUACUGUUGUAAUUUGUUUAGUUUAUGGUAGAGUUGUUAUCUUAAUGUACACUAUUGACAGGUAUUUUUUUUUCAGGAUCGGUUUUAAUUAAGUAUAAAUAUUAAAAUUUUGUUAAAAUAUCUGAACUUAUAUAAAUGUUUUUAAUUUGCCUUUUGUAUUUGCCUUGGAAGACUGAUGCAUUUUCUGAAGGUCAUGUUAGUUAUUUGGGCUGGUUUUUUUUUUUAGGGUGUGUGAAUUAUAAAAUUUCUGGAGAUACUGGAUACUUCCCAUACUGUUGCUUUAUUACUUAAGCUUUAUGCAAAUAUAGUGGAUGACAGAGGUGUUAUUAUGCUGGCAUAAAACUGGGACAAUGUAGAUUGUAUGUAGCAGAAAUUAUCUGCUUGUUUACAAGGAUAUUUUAUCUUUCUGAUAUAAGCAGCCUUCUGCUCUUAGCUAGAGCUACAUUCUGCUUACUAUUCUGGUCAUUCUUCAGUGUUUACAGAUACAGUUGGGAAUGGCUUUAAAAGGCUUUCUUAAUUCCAUCUGAUAUUUUAAACAAUUUUUCUCCUGUUUUCAUAUCCUAAGAAGAAAUGUUAAUUGUGAAGGUAAAAUCUUAAAAAUAUAUUUUUCAUUUAAGCCUUAUGGUAGCAUCAACAACCAUCCUUUAAUUUGUAAACUAAAUGCAAUUUUGAGCUCCAUGUUGUUGUACUAGUCUUUAGGAAAAUGUCUUAUAUUCCCAUGUUACAUAUUACCCCCUGUUUCUAUAAUUCAGUUGUGCUGUGGUAUUUCUUGAGCUAUGCCAUUGUUAAUAUGAAAAAUGUCUUUUAAUAUUUGUAAUUAGUCGCUCUUUCUUAUCCUUUUGUCACUGUGCCAUUGUGCACUGUGCUGACAUGAUAAGCUUUCAACUGAGCAUGAAACAUCCUUUGCUGUAUCCUACUCUUUGUAAUACCUGACCCUAGGCAUUGGUAACUCUCUUAUUAAAAAUACUGAGAAAAGGCAGAUGCUACCCUGCAGAAGAAUGUAUAGAAAAUUUGAGGUAUAGAGGGAAGGCACGGUGUAACAUGCUUGUAGGUACUGAGACAGCCCCUGCCCCUUGCAUAUGUUGUUUUUAAUGAAAAUUAUGCUGCUGUACUUGGUGCUUUCAGACUAACAGCAGAAGUAAUUGUUCCCUGGUGCCUUUUCAUCACUAUUAUUUCCCAUUAACUUCAGAACGUGGGUAUGCAUGCUGGUGUUGGUUGUGGUAGUACUGUGUAAGAUCACUCUGAAGAAAUGGCAAGAACAUGGGAUGGAAAGAUCAAUACCAACCUUUUCUCAUGAUUUGUCCCGUUACUAUGGCAACUGUUGGUGUUAGUGUUAAGAGACAGCCUGCUGCUCACCUCUGCUUGUCCUUAUUCACUCUUGGAUCGAAACAUGUCCAAAUGCAAUUUGUUGUGUAUACACAGCUGCUUCUGUAAGAACAUGCUUCAAGAGCAUGACUGUCUGCUACAGGCCAAAACAUCCAGAAAAGAUGAAAGCUGAAUUCUAUUUCUGUUUUUCUUCAAGAGCUUGCUUGGAAGAAUUCAUAAGAAUAAUUAAAUCAACUGUACUAUUGUUGUACUUGUGUUAUGAUGCUGCCUGUCUGCUUGAGAACAAAUGCUUCACUGGAAAUCCUGAUGGCUGGAUUUUCUGCAUUAAGAUUUUAAACUUGUGCUAUUUCAAAUUGUACAAAUCUGUAAUUAGGCAUGAGCUAUUCACCUGUAUACUGUAAGAAAAAUUACAUUUUCAAAUCAGGAGUGCUUCAGUUGACUGAGUAUCAAAAUUCUUGGUGGGGCUGCAGCUUUAUAUGUGAAGGUUUCAGCCUUCAACAUAAAACCUUGUUGGCUGGGUUUUUUUCCCCCGUACAAAAAACCUGCAGUAUAUCUUUAAUAUGCAGCAGAACUCUUUAAAACUUUCUUCACAGUAGCAAUAAAGGUCUAAUGAAACUUCAUUGUCUGUUAAUGUAUAUGGCUUGCAGUGUGAAGGUGAUGGGAAAUUACUUUAAUAGCACAGGGAUUUGAUUUUUAACAUGUAAUAAAUGUGGGACAGAUUUCAGACUGA